AUGUCGAAAAUCCAAUUUGAUUGCGAGCUAAUGCUUCAGCCCUUCCCUGAAAGGCUGCUAACUGACGCUGAGAGUUUCCAUGUACUUCAGGAUGCUGAAGCGAGACCUGUCAUCCUAUGCAUCGCGUCUAACCUCUCGCUGCUUAUGGUAGCCCCAGACGAACUUGGGCAAAACCAAGUUGUCAACUUGUCUGAGAAGCUGAAUCUUACAUCAAGCGUCAAAUCACUGGCCGUCACUCAGGACCAUGCUGAUGCCAACAAGGUUUAUCUCGUGAUUGCUACAGGAGGGCAGAAUCAUGCUACUAGCUAUCUACACAUCCUGCAGCCUUUCCAAAUUGAAACCGGAUCGUGGUGGGAGAGGCUUGACUGGCCAUCUCUAUUGAUGAAGCCGGUGAAAGAUGGACAAUAUGAGGUUCACAAACUGUUACUGGCAAGCCGUUGUGACGAAGGGAAAGACUUUCCGUUUCUUGCGGCCGAGACGGCUGUUCCUGGAGUGCCUAAGCACAAUGUAUCACUUGUCAAGGUUGAUACAGCAUCGAGCCAGUGGCAGUGGGAGUCGGACUCCUCGGUACUACCAUUUGAUGUUUCCGAGAUCGAUUGCCUCUGCGUUGCAUCCAGUCUCUUCACUUCAGGAAUUCUGUACCUGGACAAAACCCAAGGCCAGCCAACUGUUACCUUUACGGAUCUGCGCACCACGGGUGGCCCUGCCUUCUUCUACAACUUGCCUAUCCUCCCAAAUCCGACGUCCAUCGCAACCAUCGCCGAUCCUGAUGGUGCCAGCAACGUCCUAAUCACGGGAGAUGGGGGCAUUCUACAUGUGCCGGCACAGGAUUGGAGCGCCUCAGUUCCAGUUGGUACCACGUGGGAGCCAACUCUGGGUGACACAGCGUUCCAGGGUGCUCAUGAGGUUCAUGUCGCCCAAGAUGGUCUCUCCUCCACAGUGUGGGCUAUCAACGGUGACGGACAUAUUGUUGGUCAAAACACCAGGCUAGUGCCUAGGGUUGGUGACCCAGGAGUUCUAGAUCUUAAGGCGGCAGGCAAGGCCAUUCCUCUAUUUCCCACAAAUGACGCCAUCCGUCACUUCGAGGCGAUCAAAGAUGCGAAAACUGGAAGGCGGCAGCUUUUCGUGUUGAAGACUGGAGGCUCAGUGACUUGGUUUGAUCAAGCUGGUGACUCGGACCUGUGGUCUUGUUCAGACUUGCGUAUCCCAGACGUGGAGGAAAUCAAGGAUGUAACUGCAUAUACAUGUCAGAUCCAGUGUGUUGACCAAGAGGGUGCACCUCUGGCCGAUACUGAGCUCAGAAUCUCGACUUCCAGCCAGGUACGCGGUGCUAUUGACGGUGAAGUAGUCUACCUAGGCCGAAACUCCAGACCGGUCCAAACAAAUGAAGAGGGCAACAUUACCAUCAGCAUCCCUACAAGUGAUCUGGUGGUGCCAACAAUCACAAUUAGGGGUCCGGGAUUACCUGAGACAUCUUUCAGACCAGCCGACAAAGUCAUCAAGAAGCUAUCAAACCUUGCGCAAAGUGGUAAAUUAAAGGAUGCACGCAACAAAGACGGCUCACUGCUUUUCCCCAAACUCAACGACGAGGCAACAAAGUCAAUUGGCGAGUUACACAAUACAUACAGUCAGCAAAAUGAAGGAACAUUCGACCUUCUUGCACUUCAAAAAGGAGAUAGCUGGUCAUCAAGCGACUGGGGCUUCCUCCAAGGCCUUGUUUCCGGCGUCGAAAAGGUCGUUGACUUCGUCUGUGAAGCUGGAAGAUUAAUUGUCAAUACUGCCAAGAAUGUCUGGAACUUCAUUGUCAAAACGGCUGAGCAGGCACUCAAGGCCAUCUCCAGCGUAUUCGAGUGGGUUGGCGCCAAGAUCGAGGAUGCCCUUGUGUGGCUGGCAGAGCAGCUGGACUGGGAAAGUAUCAUGGAUGUGCAGCUGUUUCUAAAGUCUCUGGUCUUGACAGGCCUGAAUUGUGUCGAAGACAUGGUCGCCAUGGGUAGCGAACGACUUGAUCAUGUCUUGGAGCUUGCCGAAAAAGAGGUCGGAUCUUGGCACUCACCUCCAGCGGUUCCAAAGGCAUUUGCGAAUCAACGCCUCGAAGCAGAUCCGGAAAAAAAUAAAGACAAGGCGAGCGUCAUGAGCAACCCAAUGUACACAUGGGCACAGUCAAAGUUGCAGGACAAGAAAGUCCGCAAGUCAAUGGACGUCAAGGGUUCGGAACCGGGACAGUCUUCAUCCUCCAACGUAUUUGACAUGAUCUUUGAGAAAUUAUUGAAGCCUCUUUGGGAAACAUUGGGAGACACCGCGGAGAAUAUCUGGCAAGAUCUCAAAAGGCUAUUCGAGAGCGGGUCGACUCUCACAGUAGCCGAUAUAUUCAAGAACGUGGGCGUCGAUUUACUCGUUGGGAUUAUCCGUGCUGUUCGAACGAGCGCUAGCUUUCUCUUCGAAGUGAUUCUAAAGAUAGUGUCACUUUUCCGGUCUGUUUUCAACACCAAAAUGAAUAUUUGGGUCCUGACCAAGCUCUACAAGCGGGUGAGCGGGGGAGACGACCUCACAUUUCUAGACUUGGCAUGUCUUGUUGUUGCUGUCCCAACAACAUAUCUGUUCAAGUUGUUCACUCUUGGAAAGAAACCUCGAUCUGUCCCCGUCUUUGCGAAACUUCUCUCAGAGUUAAGAUCCUCAUCACCUGCUUUUGACUCCCUCGCCCCGAGCAAACAAUUUCAUGUGAGUUUUGCGAAUUUGGAGUCUGGUCAUCGUCCGGAAGGUCUUGACCGCAAAUCUAGUGCAACAUGGGGUGGUGAACAUAUCGCUACCACAAUCCACCGAAACGUUGAAAACAAUGCUAAUAUUUCACGCUUCGUCCGAAUUUGCCGGCUUGGCAUGGUGAUAACAUCUUGCUUGAUGCCAGCCUAUACGGCCUACGAUACAUUCACCACUUCAAAGACCUGGUCAACCGCACUUGACCGUGAAGGCCCAGGUGAAGGCAUUUCCAUCUUCCAGCAAUUUUCGCCAACAAUCGGCCUGGUCGGCUACAUUGUGACGCUUGGCACUUCUGCCGUUGCGGUACUGCACAAAACCAACUCCAAACGCGAUAACUGGGCAAUUGGAAUGAGAUGGGCUCUCUGGUUAUUCCAAGGCAGUCUCAACUUGAUCAAGUUAAAGGCACCCAAGGAGAAUAAGCCCCAUUGGUGCUUAGGCAUUGCUGUUAUUGACAUAGUCGGUUAUUCUUGCGUGCUGUACGUCGAGGAGGAUCAGGAGGAGACCGAUACUGUUGUGGAAGCUUUACAAAGGUACUUGGAAGGUGGAUGGGCCUUGGGGAGCUAUUUCAACUGUCUCACUAGAGGAGGUCAGCCACAUCUUCGAAUCGCUACCAUUGCCGCGGGAGGGGUAAUGACCGUCAGCAACUUGGUUGCGGCUGGAGCUAAUGUCAUAUACUAUAGCAACCAUAGUGAGGACGAUGAUUACAUACCCCCUUCGUGGUCGAACUCACUAUCGGGCUCUUUAGCAUAG
Molecule: messenger RNA, 3504 nt
Organism: Fusarium mangiferae
Lineage: Eukaryota; Fungi; Ascomycota; Sordariomycetes; Hypocreales; Nectriaceae
Exons: 2
Coding region: 1-3504 (1167 amino acids)
Source: RefSeq, a predicted model, not a curated record